This is a messenger RNA of Gigantopelta aegis, 648 nucleotides long. Its product is annotated as proteasome maturation protein-like. The record is from RefSeq and is a predicted model, not a curated record. Lineage: Eukaryota; Metazoa; Mollusca; Gastropoda; Neomphalida; Peltospiridae. The coding region runs from base 91 to 558 and encodes 155 amino acids. The transcript is spliced from 6 exons. Gene Ontology annotation, cellular component: cytoplasm; nucleus. Gene Ontology annotation, biological process: proteasome assembly.
GUUCUUAUUCCAUCAUGACGUCAGCGAAUUGAAGAAUGCCAUGAGUUGAGAAAAGUCGACCCAAUGUUUUAUUUUCAGUGAUACAUCAGAAUGAAACCGUAUGAGAAAGAGUUCCAUACUUUCACCACCUUUGGGAGUUUAGCACAUCCAGCCAUGAAACAGCAGCCGACUGGCCUGCGUCCAGUGGAUCUGCCAGCCGGGCCUUACGGUGUUCCAGACAUCAUGCUCCAUGGGUUGAAUCAUGCCAAAAAAAACAGAAUAGUUGCACACCCACUGCAAUACUCCGAGGAACAUUAUGAGAAGAACAAGCACCAGCUGGAUGAGGUGAUGCUGCGGAACUUGCAGGGAAUCCACGCACCGCUCCGCUUACAGAUGGAGAGAAACAUCGCCUCCAAGUUCCAGCGGCUGCCUGGUCUAACCAGCUCUAAUGUACUAUACGACACACUGACUGGUAAAGACGAAACUAUCGAUUUUGAAGAUAUUUUCAAUGAUCCUGCAAACUGUGAAAAGAUUGGACAACCUCACGUGUUGAUGGAGAAACGACUAAACAUUUUAUGACAUUCAUAAAUUCAUAUGUGUAUAUUCUUUUUGUUAACACAUUGUGCAAACAUGUAGAACCUUUGUGGUGAAAAAUAAAACUGAACUCAU